AUGACGACGCCCAACGGCAAGACGGUCGGCAUCUGCGGCGCCACGGGCGCCGUGGGCAUCGAGAUCAUCUCGGUGUUGGCCGCGCACAAGUUCCCGGUGAAGCAGCUGGAGCUGUUCGCGUCGGCGCGCUCGGCCGGCAAGAAGGUGGCCACGCCCUUCGGCGAGGUGACCAUCUCGCUCUUCUCGGUGGAGAAGGCGGCCAAGCUGGACUACGUGUUCCUGGCCGUGUCGGGCGACUUCUCGCUGCAGUACGCCAAGGAGCUGGCGGCCGUGCCCAACGGCCCCGUGGUCAUCGACAACUCGUCGGCCUUCCGCCGCGACCCGGAGACGCCGCUCGUGAUCCCGGAGAUCAACGGCCACGUGCUGCUGCCCAAGAACGGCCAGCCGCAGCCCAAGCUCAUCGCCAACCCCAACUGCACCACGGCCAUCGCCGCCAUGGCGCUCUGGCCGCUGCACUGCGAGUUCGGCAUCAAGAAGCUCAUCGUGUCCACGUACCAGGCCGCUAGCGGCGCCGGCGCCGCCGGCAUGGACGAGCUGCGCGACGGCGCCAAGGCCUUCCUGGCCGACGAGCCCGUGAGCAACAAGGUGUUCUCGUACCCGCUGCCCUUCAACCUCAUCCCGCACAUCGACAAGUUCCAGGAGAACGGCUACACCAAGGAGGAGAUGAAGGUCACGUGGGAGACGCGCAAGAUCUUCGACGAGCCCGACCUCGCCGUGAGCUGCACGGCCGCGCGCAUCCCCAUCAUGCGCGCGCACUCGGAGGCGCUCACCAUCGAGACCGUCAAGCCCGUGGACAUCGCCCGCGCCCGCGAGCUGCUGGCCGAGGCCGACGGCGUGGACCUCGUGGACGAGCCCGAGAAGCUGCUGUACCCCAUGCCCAAGAACGCCACCAAGAAGUUCAACAUCGAAGCUGGCCGGCUGCGCAAGAGCCUGGUCUUCGGCGACCACGGCCUGGAGCUGUUCGUGUCGGGCGACCAGCUGCUGCGCGGUGCCGCGCUGAACGCCGUGCUCAUCGCCGAGUUCCGCGAGAACCCGCGCUCCAACCCGCAGUUCACCAAGAAGCCUACCACGUGCACGCUCUCGAAGGACCAGCAGCAGGUUGUGCUGGGUCUCGCGGCCGGUGUCGCCGUGGGCGUGGCCUCCGUGCUGGCGGUGGGCCUUUUGAAGAAGAACUAA
Molecule: messenger RNA, 1176 nt
Organism: Phytophthora sojae
Lineage: Eukaryota; Oomycota; Peronosporomycetes; Peronosporales; Peronosporaceae
Exons: 1
Coding region: 1-1176 (391 amino acids)
Biological process (GO): L-threonine biosynthetic process
Molecular function (GO): NADP binding; protein dimerization activity; aspartate-semialdehyde dehydrogenase (NADP+) activity
Source: RefSeq, a predicted model, not a curated record